Molecule: messenger RNA, 687 nt
Organism: Ylistrum balloti
Lineage: Eukaryota; Metazoa; Mollusca; Bivalvia; Pectinida; Pectinidae
Exons: 1
Coding region: 1-687 (228 amino acids)
Biological process (GO): lipoprotein metabolic process; lipid transport
Cellular component (GO): extracellular region; membrane
Molecular function (GO): lipid binding
Source: RefSeq, a predicted model, not a curated record
AUGUCCGACAAUAUCAGACAAUUUGAAAUGUGGCUACAUGCGAGAGACGACAGUAUACGCAGACUUGGAGAGCUAUCAGAUGAACUUGACACCAUGCAGAAAUGGUUUAACUAUUCCAAAAUAGUUUCAACGACAGGGUCUAUAGUGUCUGGUGUUGGUGCUAUAGCCUGUUUUGCGAUGUCAGGUGUCACCUGUGGUCUUAGCACUGGCCUUGGACUUGCCCUUGCGGGCACUAGUGUUGGAAGUGCAGUGACUUCAGGAGGAGCAAGUAUUGGGAAAUAUUUUCACGAAAAACAUUUACUUCAAAAAGUUCAAAGUGCACUAGAGAGAGAUUUGAGUCAAUCUGUGUUGAUUAACGAAAGGAUUUCCCGUGAACAGGAAUUAAGGGAUCAGUAUGGAAGACAGUCGACAGGGAACACUGCCGUAAAAGUGUUCACUGAUUAUGCUGUGACAAAUGGAGUUCGCAUGGGGCCAAUAAACCUUUUCACGGAGAAUUUCGCCAAAAGAUUAGCACGCGCUGGAAUUUUACUCAACGUCUUGAUUCUACCCUUAGAUAUCAUAAUUCUUGUCGAAACAUCAGUCGAGACUUAUAACGGAUCAACAAACGUGGUAGCCUCGAGGAUACGCCAGAUUGUACAAGAACUAGAAAAUGAAAGAGAUAUGCUUCUGAAAGCUCUUCUGCAAUGA